UUAAGCCCAAUUCUUUUUAUUUCCUGAGAUUCUCGUCUCUCUUCUUCUUCAGGGGUUUUCAGGGUGUGACUGGGUGCUUCUCAGCUGCUAUAGAGCUGAAAUUUGUGGAAAACUCUGGGCCAUUGUAUCGACCGGCACUCCCUCUAACUCCAACCCAAUGGGUAUCCUGUUCACUCGAAUGUUUUCUUCAGUCUUCGGCAACAGAGAAGCUCGAAUUCUCGUUCUCGGCCUAGACAAUGCUGGAAAAACCACUAUUCUCUAUCGGCUUCAAAUGGGUGAGGUGGUCUCCACGAUUCCAACAAUUGGGUUUAAUGUGGAAACAGUUCAGUAUAACAACAUCAAGUUUCAAGUCUGGGAUCUGGGUGGACAGACAAGUAUCAGGCCAUACUGGAGAUGUUAUUUCCCAAAUACUCAAGCAAUAAUUUAUGUUGUUGACUCAAGUGACACUGAUAGAAUUGUAAUAGCCAAGGAUGAAUUUCAUGCAAUUUUGGAGGAAGAAGAAUUGAAAGGCGCCAUUGUCCUCAUCUUUGCAAACAAGCAGGAUCUUCCUGGUGCACUUGAUGAUGCUGCUUUAACAGAAGCUUUGGAGUUGCACAAGAUAAAAAACCGCCAAUGGGCUAUUUUUAAAACUUGCGCCAUAAAGGGUGAAGGCCUCUACGAGGGCUUGGACUGGUUGAGUAAUAUUCUCAAGUCAGGUGGCUAAAUUCAUUUUCAGGAAUAAUCAGAGCAAGCUUUCUGUAGACUUAGAAGGGGCUUUGUUGUCAACAUGGCCACUGGGGCUUUCGAUUCCUUUUCUUAGGAUUGGGGCUUUUUCUGUGAAUUUUGGACUAAAAAGAUAUUUAAUCACCCCUUAAAAAUGCUGAUUAGAUAUGAUUUCAGGGAAAAGGUAAAAAUUAUUUUUCUAUUUUUAAUGAUAUAUUGUGUAUUUUUAUUC
This is a messenger RNA of Vitis vinifera (wine grape), 934 nucleotides long. RefSeq names its product ADP-ribosylation factor 1. The record is from RefSeq and is a predicted model, not a curated record. Gene Ontology annotation, cellular component: Golgi apparatus; cytoplasm. Gene Ontology annotation, biological process: intracellular protein transport; vesicle-mediated transport. NCBI's taxonomy places the organism in Eukaryota, Viridiplantae, Streptophyta, Magnoliopsida, Vitales, Vitaceae. Gene Ontology annotation, molecular function: GTP binding; GTPase activity. The transcript is spliced from 8 exons. Bases 158 to 703 code for a protein of 181 amino acids.